AUGAAAGCUGGUAAGUUUUUGUUUAUGUAAAUUUUAAAAAUACUAUUUAAAAGUGUUUUUGUCAUUAAUGUGUUUCUUAUUUGAAAAUACAAAGUUUGCAUUUAGAACCUUGUUCUUCGAGAUCUGCGAAUGAUAACAACUGUCUGAUGGGCUCAAUUAAUGAAAGUGUCAAUUCGACCAUUUGUGGUAUGUUUUUUUUUGUGAUUAUGAUAUUGGUGUUUAGAUGAAUCCAAACUUGGCAGACUUGUUUUGAGUAUUCCUGAGAACGGAUGUUCUAGACAGAAGGCCAGCUCUCCGUUCUUUUGCUUCGGCGGCUUUCCAUGGUUAGUUUUGAUUAUAAUAUAAAUUUGUUGGUUAUAUACUUUUUAUUAUGGUAAAGUAAUUUAUUUUAUAUAAAAGUUAAAUUUCGAUUUUAAAAUUUAAAUAAUUUAGGCGAUUAUCAGCGAAAACAGAGUGUUCAGAAAGGACGAGCCAUAUUGAGCAUUUCAGUGUGUAUGUGGACUGUAAUCCUGAAAGUCAGUCGACCUUGUGGUCUUGUGAUGCUGUCGUUGAAGUUCGGCUGAUUUCGAAAAGCCUUGGAACGGCUAAUUACACUAAAAGGGUAAAUUGCUGGUUUAAACAACGAUUUUAGGUAUUUUGCUAGUUUUUGAAGAUUAAAAAUGUACUUUAUGGGUUUAUUAUAUUAUUACUUCUGUAUAUAAUUGUGUGAUUUUUAGUUCACAAACAAGUUUGCGUUGAAUUCGAACAAUUGGGGGUUUCCGGCCUUUCUUGAAUGGGACACAGUGAAAGAUCCAAAAAAUGGAUUUAUUUCUGAUGGGAUGAUUGAGUUGGAAGCUCUUAUUGAAAUCAAGGGUUCUUCUGGGGUAAAGCAACGUGUUCAUGUUGACUUUACCUCUGCGAAUAAUUUGUCCAAUACGAUACUUGUUGUUGAAGGUCAAGAGCUGCACGUCAAUAGAGACGUAGGUUAUUUAUGUCAGUUUUGUCAGAAUUAUAUUAGACGUUUUUGUAAUUUCACUAGUGAAAAAUGUUUAUUAUACAUUGUUUGCUUGGUAGAUUGAAGUCAUUAAAGCAUUUUUGUUUAUCUAGAUGUAAUUUGUUUGGUGUUUAUCGUCUAGAUCACUAUCUAAAAGGGCGUCGAUGUUGCAUUUUGUGCGAUCAAAAUACAACUUGGUGAUUAAUUGUUUGAGUUUUGUGUUUUGAACUUUAUUUUUCAGUAUUUGUCACUAUAUUCGCCUGUGUUCGACUCCUUAUUCAACCACAACUUUGCGGAACGAUCUCAGGAAAGGAUUGAACUUCACGACCUGAAGUACAACGAAUUCAAGGAACUACUUCAAGUUUUGUACCCAGCACACGCCAAACUGAACAGUGAUAACGUUGACUUUGUUUUGGUUCUGGCCGACAGAUUUCAAAUUGAUUACGUGAUUCGGAAAUGCGAAAAGUUUUUGAUAAAAACCGACGAGUUUUCGAACGAACUCAAGUUGGUGUACGCUGAUCGGUACAACUUUCCUUCGCUUCAGGUAUGUCAUGUUUGACUAAUUAAACUUAUAUUUCAAUGUUUCGUUAUCUAAAACAUUUUUAUCACACGUUGUUUUGGCUUAGGGCAGUAAAAUGUCUAAAUUAUUACCUAAAAUUUGAUAAAAAGGGCAUUUUGAAACUUAAAAUGCGUAAACUUUGUUCUAAACCUUAUUUUUAAGUAAGUUCUUGUCUACAAUAAUAUUUUGUUUCAGCACCACUGCAUAGUCGAGAUCAAAUCGACGGAUCAGAUCAAGACUUUGAAGAAGUCCGAAGAGUACCGCUCUCUGAGUGAUAAGACCAAGGCCGCGUUGUUUGAGAAAACAGUUAAACUCUUGUGA
This is a messenger RNA of Bursaphelenchus okinawaensis, 1853 nucleotides long. The record is from the annotation of a GenBank genome assembly. NCBI's taxonomy places the organism in Eukaryota, Metazoa, Nematoda, Chromadorea, Rhabditida, Aphelenchoididae.